AUGGCAGUCGAGUUCAAUUUGAAGAACAUCUCGACUGACCAGAAGCACGGUGUGCGCAAGCAGGUCGUGCCUGUCAGUGCGGCCAAGGCAAAGCCAAUCAAAAAGGUGACUGAGUUGGUGCUGAACGAUGAUAUUUCGGCGCUGCUUGAUAAGCCGCUUCACCACCUAUUGGCAGCAGAAGCGAAAGUUGGUGGAAUCGUCAAAAUUAUUAUGAAACCCGACGACAUUGCGAAGAAGCUGGUCGAGAUUCUUCUUACGUUCAACAGCGCGGUAUCACUCAAUAUGGCACGUCGCGACAGUGAAAUUGCUGAACUCGCGCAAUUGCAUAUAUUUAUCCUGGUAUUGUGUGCGCCAAACCGCGGUGAUGACAUGACGUUUCCAGAAAAGUGUGAGAAGAUCAUGGACUCGGCGGUAUUGUAG
Plasmopara halstedii is the source of this 420-nucleotide messenger RNA. RefSeq lists its product as uncharacterized. NCBI's taxonomy places the organism in Eukaryota, Oomycota, Peronosporomycetes, Peronosporales, Peronosporaceae. Bases 1 to 420 code for a protein of 139 amino acids. The transcript has 2 exons. The record is from RefSeq and is a predicted model, not a curated record.